This is a messenger RNA of Anisakis simplex (herring worm), 2073 nucleotides long. NCBI's taxonomy places the organism in Eukaryota, Metazoa, Nematoda, Chromadorea, Rhabditida, Anisakidae. The record is from the annotation of a GenBank genome assembly.
GUGACAGUCGGCUUCGGAGAUUUGGUGCCUGUUGGUGGAGAGCAGUACGUGGCUUCAUCAACAGACUUCAUUUUUAUCGGACUCGUCCUCACAGUGGACGUGAUCGGGUCGUCAUGCAUCGAGAAGAUCCAUGCAUGGGGACGUGGCCUCGACGCACUAAACCUACUCCGAAAUCACAAUCAGGAGCACUGUUGGACCUCUGGUCUCAACGGGCUUGACCAAGGUACCGACUGCUCACCUCUGCUUCAUAUCGCUUAUACUUUAAUUGAUAUUAAAAAUUUGCACAAAGAAGAGCCCGUCGAGGAAAUUGACGUCAAAUCGCUUGGCCUUCAAGCUUCUUUGCAAAAGGUCGAGAACUCAGUGCCAGAUGAUUCGAUUUUGGUGACAAACGGAAUUAACGGCAUUCGACAAGUGCUGCAUCCACUUGCACUACGCUCCUCAUUCAAACUCUCACCACUGUUUUGCUCCUUCAUAAACGUUUCUCGUGGUGAACCGUUACGACCAAAUUCUGUUCGUGAUGGUGCUUGCUCAUUGGACGAUGAAUUGGCAGCUAUUUGUGAAAGGAUACGAAUUCUUAUCGCCAGAGAAGGAGAUAAUGUGUUCAAAAAAGUCGAAGAAGUCAGAACAGAACUCCGAAACGCAAUAUGUUGGAAGGAAUCUGAAGUCGAUUCUGCUGUCGUCGUGCGUGCUCGAGGACUUCCUUGGCAGGCAACUGAUCAUGACAUUGCGCAAUUUUUCGUAGGACUCAAUAUUGCACCGUGCGUUUUCGCUUCUUUUUUGACUCAUCAUCGUGGUGGUGUUGCGCUUUGCCUUAGUGCAGAGGGUCGACGAAACGGUGAAGCGUUAGUGCGUUUUGAAGAUAGCGAACAGCGUGAGUUGGCUCUGAAACGACAUCGUCAUUUCCUCCAUAAUCGUUACAUCGAAGUGUAUCGUGCUGCCGGUGACGAGUUUCUUCAGGUUGCUGCCGGUGGGCAGUUGUAUAUGCCGCCACGUUUCAGUGGCUUUUUUUCAGGAUCGAAUUCGGAAGCAGUUCGAUUCGUUAGUCGAGGCGGCGCAAUGAUUGUACGUAUGCGAGGAUUACCUUACGAUUGUACCGAAACACAAAUUCGUGACUUCUUCGCUAGCGGUGAAAAUGGCUGCAAGGUGAUGGAUGGUGGCGUGUUGUUUGUUAAUAAAGGCGAUGGACGACCUACCGGAGAUGCCUUCGUUAUGUUCGAAGAUGAGGCUACUGGACAACGUGCCCUCAUGAAGCAUAAACAUACUAUUGGAAGUCGAUACAUUGAGCUGUUUAGAUCAACACAAGCAGAAGUGCAGCAAGUGGUCAACAGGAAUUUAGAGAAUGUGCACGUGACAGUGCAAGGCAAUCGUAAAGACUGCAUUCGCCUUCGUGGACUUCCCUACGAGGCACACGUUGAAAAUAUUGUAGAAUUUCUUGGCGAUGCAGCUCGUCAUAUCGUUUUUCAGGGCGUUCAUAUGGUUUAUAAUGCACAAGGACAUCCGAGUGGUGAAGCGUUCAUUCAAAUGGAUUCCGAGAUAAGUGCGGCCACUGCGGCUGCGAUCGCACAUAACAAGUAUAUGCAAAUCGGUAAGAAACAGCGAUACAUUGAGGUUUUCCAGUGCAGUCCCGAGGAUAUGAAUCUCGUCAUUACCAAUCCUCCUUUGCCACCGCAGCUUGUUUUGCCUCCACGACCUCUCUAUUCACAACCUGCAAAUCCAGCAGCGGCCGUCACUGGAAUGGUUCCUACACUAAUAACGCCUUUUACACCAGUCUACUGGCCAUAUCCAAGUCCUCCAGUCUCUCCAAAUGUUUAUCCAUUACCUUCACAACCAGGACUUGUUCUCAUCACUGGACUAUGUCCAAACAUCACACCACAGGAUAUUCUCGCUUAUUUUCAUUCAAAUCCAGAGAUUGCUGCAGAAAGUGUACAAAUGCUGAGAUGGGGAUCAGCACAAUGUGCAGGUGAAGCUUUGGUUCGAUUCCGUUCUCGUAUUGAUGCGGAGAGAGCGCUUGCUGAACAUGUUGGAACACAACUUGGUGCUGCACCUAUCAAUUUGUCACUCAUUCAUACUUAA